This is a messenger RNA of Aspergillus welwitschiae, 753 nucleotides long. RefSeq lists its product as uncharacterized. The annotation marks the transcript as partial. NCBI's taxonomy places the organism in Eukaryota, Fungi, Ascomycota, Eurotiomycetes, Eurotiales, Aspergillaceae. The transcript is spliced from 2 exons. The record is from RefSeq and is a predicted model, not a curated record.
GGACCAAGUUCACCUUUCUCCGCUAGUCGACCGCGCCAAUGAACCCCUGUGACUACUACACCCUUCCUCCGCAGAUUCGAAGAUGACACCAUCACUACUCAAGCAUAUACAAGUUCUGGUCCACUGAUAAUAAUAGAUGUUAUAUACAGUGUAGUGUAGUGAGCGUUUGAUAUUGUACCCACGAUUCUGACUACGUUCUGCUCAUAUACCGGGAAUCUAUGUACUAUGCUAGCACUAAGCUAGAUUCUCUGGGAAUAUAGAUGGUUUCGCUCCGUACAACCCCACGAGUUUACUCGAAAUUGUCAGAUACUACAUUCGAUAUGGAUUAUUGGCCGCCAUGUUACAGGCGGCGCAGAAAGACUCCGUAAUUUGAAAGCCCUACGUUCAUGGAGAGUCAUAAGCAAAGAUCCUCAAGCAUUAUGGCUUGUUUUACUCAUGGCCACGGUAUCUUCGAGGAACAGAGCUCUGCUUCAGACAAAGACAACGUCUGAUGAAACUGAACGAACUCAUAACGAGUAUAUUAUAUAUGGCCUCCAUACUACCACUGGCUUUGAUUCCCUCGAUGAUGUGACAAGCGUCUAUGAUACACUUGAAGUCGUGGAUAUGGUCUCUGUUUCCAGGACAGUUCCGCGCCGAGGCAACCUGUUGGCGAUCCACCCACCACCAUUGGUAGAAUGACAGUACCUCAUUGUCUUGUCGAUAACAUUACGCAAAUUAGAAAUUUCUAGUCUGGAGAAUUUUGUUCCUUGCGAU